This is a messenger RNA of Fusarium poae, 324 nucleotides long. RefSeq lists its product as uncharacterized. The transcript has 2 exons. Lineage: Eukaryota; Fungi; Ascomycota; Sordariomycetes; Hypocreales; Nectriaceae. The record is from RefSeq and is a predicted model, not a curated record. Bases 1 to 324 code for a protein of 107 amino acids.
AUGGAGAUAAGACUCAGAAACAUCCGAGUGGGUUGUGUUCUGCAGAUGCGAGUGAGCGACAAGGGUUCUUUGGCUCAAACACACGAUCUUGAAUCUCAGGCCGAGGAGGCCAAGAAGUCGACCAUCCAGUCAAAAAUUGAAGAUGUCCCAAAAAGGAUUGGUUUCCAGCUUUGCAUGCAUUUUAAUGACGACGAGUUGCAGUCAAUGGAGGCUGUGAAGAUGGUCAUAACCGAGCAGCCUAUUAGCGUCCAGAAUCGACAUGUUGGUCCUGGACGCGAACGUUCCCCUCUGCAGAUCCGCUUAUCUAUCCAUCCAUGCAUGUGA